AUGCAAACAUCUGCAACAGCGUCUACGUCGAAAUCAGAUCUACCUAAAGUUUCCAAACUGCCAGGAAACAACACCGACAAACCAGGCCAGUCUAACACAACUGAGAGAGCUGAAAAUAGUGGUACAACAGGAUCUUUCGAGUGUAACAUAUGCCUUGAUUCCGCUCGAGAUGCAGUGGUGAGCAUGUGUGGUCAUCUUUUUUGUUGGCCAUGUCUACAUCGUUGGCUUGAAACAGCGGAAACGCGUACAGUGUGCCCAGUUUGCAAAGCUGCUAUCAGCAGAGACAAAGUUAUUCCUCUCUAUGGACGUGGUGCAGACCACACACAAGACCCUCGCACAAAAAUUCCACCUCGUCCAGCUGGUCAUCGCACAGAACCCGAUCAAGGUAUGGGGACUUUCGGAGGAACAUGGGGAGGAUUAUUCGGUGGUUCAGAUGGGGGAAAUUUUCGGAUGUCAGUUGGUAUUGGAGCAUUCCCAUUCGGAUUUCUUGCAACAACUUUUAACUUAGGUGGAAGUGGUACUUCCGCUAAUCCGAACAGUGGUAAUGUCAACAGUCGACCGGUUUCACCGGAUAAUUUUUGGACUGCUGACUCAGAGACUAUGUCAAAGCUAUGUUUAUUUAUUGCUAUAUUUUUCAUUGGCUGGUUGUUAAUUGCCCUUAUCUUUUUCUCAGUCGUUUUUAAUUAUUUUAAUAGUGAAUAUGAUGGUUGUGUAAAGUGUGAUGUGUUUUUCAUCAUAGUGACAUUUAAUUCUGAUAAUUGUGCAAUUAACAGACCUCUUUUCAAUGCACACAGGAACAGUUAUUGUUUAUUUACUAAUUACAAACUGGAGGAUAUCAAGGUGUUUACAGUGAAGUUAAUCGCACCGGUGUUUUCAGAGUUGCUUUUUCAAACAGUGAGUCCUAUGGUUCGUGUGAAAAACCGAUAUCUUGUUUGCUUCGUUUCCAUCCAACCAAAUAACCCCAGUACAUUUAUACCAGGUUAUCCGGGUUGUCAGAAGGACGACUCAGCUGCUAUGCGUCUGAGUGAAUCUGAUCUCUCAGUUAUGAUAAGACAGAACAUCACUUUAGCACACGGUUCACUGGGAGUUGGUCAAUCCAUGUCGCGUCUAAGGGUUAUUCAUUGGUGUCCUGCCUCUGGUUUGCUUGUUAUCCGCUGUCUUCGUAGUGUAUCAGCCUAUGUUCAGACAGCUUUAUCUUUGGUUACUAGCCUAGAUAUUGGUGGACAGAAGAGGACAGCAGUAAUCGACGUUUACCAUGUGAGUGGAACGGUUAGAGGCUGUCAGAAAUACUUAGUCAAAUUUUAUUCUCACCACCUAUUUUCAAGACCGGAAAAGGUAUUUCGAACUGCUCUGUCUAUUGCGGUUGAACAAAGUAUUAUUACUCCAUAUCCGCCUACCAUAAAUGAAGAGUAUUAA
Molecule: messenger RNA, 1416 nt
Organism: Heterobilharzia americana
Lineage: Eukaryota; Metazoa; Platyhelminthes; Trematoda; Strigeidida; Schistosomatidae
Source: the annotation of a GenBank genome assembly